UGUGACUUUCUGCCUCAAGAAGUACAGGGAUGCAACAUCAAAUGGGUUCUUAUAUGCUCUCUGUGAUGGAAGCUCUUCUUAUGUUUUCGUGGAUGCGUUGUCCUUUGCGGAUUUCCAAUUCGGGUGAAUGAGAUUAAGGUGGUCCUUGGUGUUCACCAUCCAAAUAGCAGAUUUUGCAAGGCUUCACCUGGUGAACCCUACUUCCUCCUCUUUAUCAGGGUAUGGUUGAGGAACUAAAAGCAAUGGAGCUCACCGCAA
This is a messenger RNA of Linum tenue, 258 nucleotides long. Lineage: Eukaryota; Viridiplantae; Streptophyta; Magnoliopsida; Malpighiales; Linaceae. The record is from the annotation of a GenBank genome assembly.